UACUCAUGCAUAAUGUCGCAGCUCUCCAUAAUGUCGUCCCUAUAUAACGAUAUUGAAAAAUCUCCCCUAAGCUUCUAUAUAUAUAUGAUCAAUCCUAUAGAAUAACUAGCCAUGGCAAAAGAUACAUAUUUAAAAAAGAUCUUAGGAGGAGAUCAGUAUGAAAGAGUUAGGAAUUCCAAAGUUUUAAUGGUAGGAGCAGGAGGAAUUGGGUGUGAAUUAUUAAAAGAUUUAGUAUUAACUGGAUACGGACAAAUUCAUAUAGUAGAUUUAGAUACUAUAACACUUUCAAAUUUAAAUAGACAAUUUUUAUUUAGAAGAACAGAUAUAGAUAAAUCAAAAUCAUUAACAGUUGCUAAUGCAGUUCAAUCAUUUAAUUAUCUUAAUACAAAAUUAAUUCCUCAUCAUGGUAAUAUUAUGGAUAGUAAACAAUUUCCAAUUCAUUGGUGGAAUCAAUUUGAUUAUAUAUUUAAUGCAUUAGAUAAUCUUGAAGCAAGACGUCAUGUAAAUAAGAUGUGUUUAUUCUUAAAAAAACCAUUAAUGGAAAGUGGAACUACCGGAUUUGAAGGACAAAUUCAACCUAUCUUUCCUUAUUAUAGUGAAUGCUUUGAUUGUCAAGCUAAAGAAACUCCUAAAACAUAUCCAGUUUGUACUAUCAGAUCAACCCCUUCUUCACCUGUUCAUUGUAUAACGUGGGCCAAAGAGUUUUUAUUCCAUCAAUUAUUUGAUGAAGCAGAUCAAGUAGGAGUAAAUGAUGCAGAAAAGAUUGCAGGAGAAACUGAUGAUAAAGAAGAACAAGCUAAUUUAGCUAAAGAAGCUAAUGAAUUAAUCGAACUAAGAAAUCUGAUAAAUUCCAAAGAUUCAAAUGGAUUUAUUAAUGAACUUAUAGAGAAAAUAUUCAAAGUUGAUAUUGAAAGAUUAUUACUUAUUGAAACAUUAUGGAAGGCUAGAACCAAACCAAUUCCCUUACCAUAUGAUGAAUAUAAACUGCAAUUAGAAGAACUUGUAAAUAAUCCUUUAAGUGAAUCUAUUUUAAAGAAUGAAACUAAGGUAUGGUCUGUAUUAGAAAACUUGUAUGUGUUGUAUAAAUCAAGUGUAGCAUUACAAACAAGAAUAAAUGGAGGAGAACCAUUUAUUACAUUUGAUAAAGAUGAUGAAGAUACACUUGAUUUUGUUGUAUCAUCAGCAAAUUUAAGAUCAUCUAUUUUUCAUAUUGAAACUAAAUCAAAAUUUGAUAUUAAACAAAUUGCUGGUAAUAUAAUUCCUGCAAUUGCAACAACCAAUGCCAUUAUUUCAGGAUUUUCAUGUUUAGGAGGUACCAGUUAUUUCAAGCAUGACCCUAAAUCCAUUGGCCAAAAUUAUUCAAGUUUAAUGGAAGAUUCUAGGACUGUGUAUAUAAGUAUCAGACCUAAUAAAUAUAUUACAUCUGCUUUACUUUCAGAACCAAAUCCAAAAUGUGCCAGUUCAUCGAUAUCCAGAGGAGUAUUAGAAAUUAAUGAAAAUGAUCUUAAAUCAAAAAGCUUGAGCUGGUUGGUUAAUAGUUUAAUUGAUAUGUAUGGUUAUGAAGAAGAAGGCUUAUCGAUUUCAUUAGGUCAAUCCAAAUUGAUAUACGAUGUAGAUUUCAAUGAUAAUCUUGAUACAAUUUUAUCCAAUAUUAAUGGAUUCAAAGAUGGAGAACUUAUCCUUAUUCAAGAUGAUGAUGAUGUAUUUGAGAAUCUUGAACUAUACAUAACUGUCAAGAAAGAUCAACCUACAGAAUUGCCUGAUAUUAAGCUUGGUAAAAAGAUUUUCGAAAAGGAAGAAGAAGAUGAAGAUGAUGAAGAAGAUAAAGAGGAUUAUUCUAUGGAAGAAAUCAAUGCUGGAGACACUAUUAUCAUUGAUGAUGGUGAUGAGAUCGAAUUGAUAGAUGAAGAAAUUGAGCCAGCUUAUAAAAAAAGAAAAGUUGAUAAUUAGCAUACUUAUACUUAUAUACUUAUAUACUUAUAAUAUACUUAUUUAGAUGCCUAUUUAUAUUUAUAUAUAUAUUUAUAAUACUCGUCUAGGA
Molecule: messenger RNA, 2041 nt
Organism: Scheffersomyces amazonensis
Lineage: Eukaryota; Fungi; Ascomycota; Pichiomycetes; Serinales; Debaryomycetaceae
Gene: UBA2
Product: E1 ubiquitin-activating protein
Exons: 1
Coding region: 112-1950 (612 amino acids)
Biological process (GO): protein sumoylation
Cellular component (GO): cytoplasm; SUMO activating enzyme complex
Molecular function (GO): SUMO activating enzyme activity
Source: RefSeq, a predicted model, not a curated record